ACUCCCGCAAGUGGACACUAGUCCCUAAUGAAAUCCCGACGUUCUAGAAGGGUGAGCGUCGGGUAACGGUCUCGAUAUUUCAUUCUCGGCUUUUUCUGUCUGUCAAUAUUUUCUCGCAUGGUUCGGGUACAGGGUGCUGGGUCGGUCGUUCCUGAGAGGUGUUGUUCUCUCCAUGGUUCGGGUAACGGAGAGUGCGGUUCCUGGUCAAGCUUUUUCCACCUGUCACCCAUCCAUCCAUUGGCUGUGUCAUUCGUUCACAUUAACUCCGGGAUUGACAGCUUUCUAGAACUCUCUGUGGUUUGCUCGCUAUCUUGCUCGCUGUAUUUUGUCUGUCUUUGGGAGAUGGGAAAGUUCUUGUUACCGGAUACCGCACCCUGCCACCUGGAUGUACCUGCUCGGGCCUGGCUGGGUCCAUGGGAUUUGGCUUUCCCUUCGACGGCCGGCGGGCGAGGGCGGGCGAGCCUUCAGGGUGCUUGCUUGCUUGUUUGCUUGGGAUGCAUGGCCAUUUCGGUAGUCGUCGACUGGGGGGUGGGUUAUGGACACCCAACUGGCCUUGAGUUUUUACCGAUAUUGACGGAUUAUUUAGCUUGUAUAAGCUAGCCUGUGUCAAUGGCGAGGGGAAUGGUGAAGGAUGGGGACAAAGCUAGUACUACCUAGUCUCUUAGUCCUAGUUCUUCUUGGGCCUUGAAAGGAGGGGGGAGAAAGGAGAGGG
Molecule: messenger RNA, 712 nt
Organism: Neurospora tetraspora
Lineage: Eukaryota; Fungi; Ascomycota; Sordariomycetes; Sordariales; Sordariaceae
Exons: 1
Coding region: 118-600 (160 amino acids)
Source: RefSeq, a predicted model, not a curated record